Messenger RNA from Myiozetetes cayanensis, 2016 nucleotides. RefSeq names its product iroquois homeobox 4 (gene IRX4). Gene Ontology annotation, molecular function: DNA-binding transcription factor activity, RNA polymerase II-specific; RNA polymerase II cis-regulatory region sequence-specific DNA binding. NCBI's taxonomy places the organism in Eukaryota, Metazoa, Chordata, Aves, Passeriformes, Tyrannidae. The transcript is spliced from 5 exons. Gene Ontology annotation, biological process: regulation of transcription by RNA polymerase II; cell development; neuron differentiation. The record is from RefSeq and is a predicted model, not a curated record. Gene Ontology annotation, cellular component: nucleus. Bases 16 to 1503 code for a protein of 495 amino acids.
GGGAGCCUCUGUACCAUGUCCUAUCCUCAGUUUGGCUACCCUUACUCCUCUGCACCCCAGUUCCUGAUGAGCACCAACUCCCUGACGACGUGCUGCGAGUCCAGCGGCCGGACCCUGUCUGAGACGGGGGCGGCCGCCUCCGCCCAGACCCCCGUGUACUGCCCGGUGUACGAGAGCCGCCUGCUCGCCACUGCGCGCCACGAGCUCAACUCCGCCGCCGCCCUGGGGGUCUACGGCGGGCCCUACGCCGGGCCCCAGGGCUAUGGAAACUACGUGACCUACGGCACCGAGGCUCCCGCCUUCUACUCCUUGAACAGUUUGGAUGCGAAGGACGGGAGCGGGUCUGCGCAUGCGGGGAUCGCGCCGGCGGCUGCCUACUAUCCCUACGAUCACACCCUCAGCCAGUACCAGUACGACAGGUACGGAACGAUGGACGGCGGAACGCGGAGAAAAAACGCCACCCGGGAGACGACCAGCACGCUGAAGGCCUGGCUGCAGGAGCACCGCAAGAACCCCUACCCCACCAAGGGAGAGAAGAUCAUGCUGGCCAUCAUCACCAAGAUGACCCUCACCCAGGUGUCCACCUGGUUCGCCAACGCCCGCCGGCGACUCAAGAAGGAAAACAAGAUGACCUGGCCCCCGCGGAACAAGUGCUCCGACGAGAAGCGGCCCUACGAGGAAGAGGAAGAGGAGGAGGAGGAGGAGAGUUCGCAGGAAGAGGCGAUGAAGAGCGGGAAAGCCGAGGAGCCCACGGGCAAGGAGGAGAAGGAGCUGGAGCUCAGCGACCUGGAGGACUUGGACGCCGCCGAGUCGGAGAGCUCGGAGUGCGAACUGAGGCGGCCUUUCCCGCACCCGCUCCCGCACCCGCUCCCGCACCCCGGCAGCCACCCGCCGCGGGCCGCCGAGCCCCCCGCCAAGAUGCCGCCUCCGGCAGCCGCCGGGGAGGAGGAGGAGGAGGCGGCGGCGGCGGCAGAGCGGGCGCGGAGCUGCCUGAAGACGGCGGCGGAGGAGUGCGGCCCCGACCCGCUGGGCGCCCGGCAGCGCGGCUGCGAGUCCAAGAUGUGCUUCCAGCAGGGGCAGCAGCUGCUGGAGGCGAAGCCCAGGAUUUGGUCCCUGGCGCACACCGCAACCUCCCUCAACCAGGCCGAGUACCCCUCCUGCAUGCUGAAACGGCCAGGGGGCUCGGCCGCCGCCGCCGCUCCCGCCCCGGUCAGCGUCAUCGACAGACACCAGGAUUCGCCGGUCACCAACCUCAGGAACUGGGUGGACGGGGUGUUUCACGACCCCCUGUUCAGGCACAGUACUUUGAACCAAGCCCUGAGCAACACGACAGUUUCCUGGGCUACCACCAAAGGAGCCAUUCUGGAAACGGGCGCCCUGGGACGCGCGGUGGGGAACGGCGCCAAUGUGCUCAAGGGGCAGCUCUCAAACCUGGCCCAUCAUGACUCAAACAAAGAGUUUCUGGCGUUUCCCAAAUCAGGAAGCAAAAUGUUUUGUUCCUAACAGGCCCGCCGAGGGGCGAGGGACUUGAAGAGUCAUCUACACUGAAAAGAGACUUGCAAGAAUUUAAAUAUAAAACUUUUUCUUUUUUUUUUUUAAACAAACAACAGAAACGAGGAUUUAAAGUUCAGUUUACUCAGUUCAGCGGACAGACUUUGCUCAUUGCUAUUCUGAAGAUUUUCUCCUGGCUGCGACUUUAAGGGAUCAAUGUCGUGAAAGUUAUUUAAUUUCCAUGUCCCAAAAGCACGUAUUAUAGCGUAGACCUACUUAAAAAGUUUACAUCCGAAAGUUUACAAACGGGAAAUUAUGAUUCAGAUUUAAUUUAAGGCAUGCCGAUAUUAGUUAUAAAGACUUUUCGAGAGUUUUUCCUCCUGAUUUCCUUGUUAGCAUAUAAUUCACAAACAGCACUUCUACUAAGUUUACACCUACUGCACAAAUUUAUCUUGACAAAAAAAAAAAAAAAAGAAUAUGUUAAAAGGUAUGCUCACUCCAAUAAAUUGUCUGUUUCAGAGGUAA